Panicum virgatum (switchgrass) is the source of this 402-nucleotide messenger RNA. Its product is annotated as SKP1-like protein 4. Bases 1 to 402 code for a protein of 133 amino acids. The record is from RefSeq and is a predicted model, not a curated record. The transcript has a single exon. Gene Ontology annotation, molecular function: cullin family protein binding. Lineage: Eukaryota; Viridiplantae; Streptophyta; Magnoliopsida; Poales; Poaceae. Gene Ontology annotation, cellular component: cytoplasm; nucleus. Gene Ontology annotation, biological process: SCF-dependent proteasomal ubiquitin-dependent protein catabolic process.
AUGGCGUCCGACGAUGAGAAGAAGAUUCGCCUCCGCAGCAAGGACGGCGAGGUCUUCGAGGUGCCGGAGAAGGCCAUCGGCGCCUUCUCGGCCACGAUCACGGGCAUGAUCGACGGCGGCGGCGGCGGCGUCGAGCUCCCGAACGUCUCCGCCGCCACGCUCUCCCGCGUCAUCGAGUACGUGGAGAGGCACUUCGACGCCGACGAGUCCGACCCCUCCUCCUCCUUCAACCCCAGCGACGAUGACCCCCUCGCCCGCUUCGACGAGGAGUUCGUCGGCGUCGACAACGACGCACUCUUCGACCUCUUGGAGGCGGCCAGCUUCCUCAACAUCGCCAAGCUGAUGGACCUGACGUGCAAGGCGGUAGCGGAGUGUAACAACACAGGUGUUAAUUACUUAUAA